GUGUGCGCGCGUGUGUAUGAACCUGUCUGUCUGUCCUUCAGACCGUCUCCAGCUCGUAUCAGGAGUAAGCGGUGGACAUGGGAGACACGCGCGCGCUGGUCCUGCUGUUCGCCGCUGUCGGGUUAUGCCACUGCAGGUCGGUGACGGUGUCUAAGGGCCCUUUGCUCCGGGUCGAGGGCCAGCCGUUGUCUAUUCGCUGUAAUGUUUCGGACUACGAGGGCCCGAGGGAGCAGAACUUCGACUGGACAGUAACGCGAGGGACAGAAUUCAUCAAAGUGAUCUCAACGUUUGACCAAAAAUUCUCAGAUCGCUCUCUUCAGGACCGCAUAAAGAGCGGCGACAUCAGUGUGUUACAACUAGCGGACAACGCAGCGGAACUGAGGAUUGAAGAAGCUCGCGUUAGUGACAGCGCCACCUACCAGUGCAGUACUCCCAGCACUGACUCCAUCAUAAGUGGAAACUAUAAUGCAAAUGUCCAGCUGCUAGUUGUUCCUAACAGUCUCAUCGUGGCUCCCGACACCCCGAACGCUGUGGUUCCCGAGGGCGGAUCCAUUAGACUGCUGUGCAACGUCUCCCGCAGCUUCAUGGAAGGGAUUUACCUGUCCUUAACCUGGUCGGUCCAGAAGGGCUCGUCUCUGCUCGAGGACAUGCUGACCUUUGGUCCAGAUUUGGGUGUGACGGUUGGCGACGGGUUCACGGGACGCUACACAGAUGGCGGGAUGCGUCUAGAAAUGGGAAACACAGUCUCACACAGUCUCGUGCUCUCCGGAGCGAGGCCGGAAGAUGGAGGGAUGUACGUGUGCACAGCCAGACUGUGGACGAGAGAGCAGGGAGUCUGGAACAGGAUUCAGGAGAAGGCGAUGGAGAUGGGCGGAGUGACUGUCACCCCCACAGCGAACUCCCUGGCGGUGUGGGUUCAGGACGACAGCACUCUGCCCGCGGGAGAGCCGCUGCUGCUCACCUGUGCGGCGUCUGUGGACGGCGAGCUCUCCGUGGAGCUGGAGGUGACGUGGAUGCUGAACACCAGCCGCACGCUGGCACACCUGAGCCGGGACGGCCUGAGGAACGUCUCGUCCGAGCUCGUGGACGUCAGGCGCCUGGGGAAGUGGGACUUCCAGAUGAAGGUCGACGGCGUGGAGAUGUCGGACGCAGGACUCUACUCCUGUAAAGUGAGCGUGUGGCUUCAGCAGACGAGCGGACGAUGGUACAAGGCCGCCGAGAAGAUUUCUGACCCCGUACGAGUUCACGUCAUCAAGCAGAAUCCAGACUACACCGUUGUGCUAAACUCAUCUGUGAACGCAAAGUUCUUCGGCGACCCGACGGAGCUGGAAUGCAAAGUUACAAACGUGUCCAAUCUUCGUAGCGGACGACUGGGAGUGUCGUGGCUUUACAGAGACGCUGUUCCCGGUGUCGCUCCAGUAUCUACUCACACCAUCGCGUCGUUGGAUGAGAACGGGACCCUCGUGCCAGGCAAGAUGUACAAGAGUCGCAUGGAGGCGGGGCUUAUUACAGCGACCAGGGCGGAGCCUUCCACAUUUAAGCUCCGCCUCCUUCACACGACGGACGCCGACGCUGGAGAAUAUACGUGUGGCGUAACGGCGUGGAUCCCGACUCGUCACGGGAACUGGAAAAAGGUCGUGGAGCAUUUGACCCCUGCUCUUAAAGUCAGCUUUGCUAACAAGCGUCCUGUUCUCGGGGUCGUAGCCCGUCGUCUCCGUGAAGCUACGGCCACUGGCUCCACGUUUGAGAUGAGCUGCCAGGCUAAUGUUCAAAACCUCCCGCCGGGAACCACGUUCUCCAUCCUGGUCCUGUCCGAGGAGGCCGUCGGGUCUCCCAGCCGCAAGCUGGCCUCGCUGGGCCCGGAGACGGUCCUCCAGCUGGAAGACCGGCGGGACGGCCUGAUGCUGGUGAAGACCGGGAAGAGGGACUUUCAGUUUCGGAUCCAGCCGGUCCAGGAGAGCGAUCGCGGCUUCUACUCCUGCGAAAUCAAAGCCUGGACGAAGCAGGCCGGGGACGACUGGGGCGAGAUGGCCAAAGGAGUGUCCAAUAAGGUUCAGGUCGCUUUCGCUCACAAAGGUCCCACGUUUGAUGUGUCCAUCAGUUCAGACACCACGAGUGUUUUCCCCUGGGAAACGGCUAAGAUGGUGUGUGACGUCAGUGUGAGCGGCACGUCUCCCAGUACAGAUGAUGUAGUGUACGAGAUGAAGUGGUUCCUGGGUCGUCUGAGGGGUUCCAGCAGCCAGACCCUGUUAGCCAGCAUGGACCGCUGGGGCGUCGUGCGCAAAAGCCCUCGCAACGACAGCAGCGACUGCAGCCUGGAGCGCCUGGGACACAGAAGAUUCGCCAUGAACGUCCACAGCACACAGGACAGUGACGCCGGAGACUAUCACUGCACCGUCACACCCUGGAUCCGCUCACCCGCCACCGGGAUCUGGAGCAAAGAGCCGGACGUCUCCUCGCAGAGAGUGUUCCUCAACGUGAAGUUCGCAUUGUGGGACUCGAUGAAGCUGCCUUUGCUGUAUGGGAUCUGUGCGUCAGUAACUGUGGGUGUCUUCUCUCUGGUCCUGGGCCUGGUCUGCGCUCACUGCUGCUGUAAAACAGCUACAGCUACUCCACGCUCUCGCAACAAACUCAUGGAGCUGGAGAUGGAUUGACAAAGACAGUACAGUUGUCCUCUUCCGUCCUGGACGGCUUGGUGACAACUGAUAAACGCUGGGACACAUCCCGUCACAUUAUGCAUCGCCUGGAGGGAGAAACUAUAACUACUGAAUCCGAGUCGACGACCAUGGCGAAUUACUCAAAUAUUGCACUAAACACAUUCUUAUAUCAGCCGGGAACACUUUUGUUGGAUUUAUCAACAGUCUGCAUUGAAACAAGAAGUGUUAAAGAAGACUUUUUUACACUCUGAGGACAUACCUGCCAAGAUCCGAGCAGAUUUUGACAAAUUGAAGGAUUAUAUUACACUACAUCAAGCUCCAAAGAGACUGUUUGCUUCCAGAUCAGGGUUUAAAGAUACUAGUUUAUACCAUGAUUCUUCUGAAUAUGGUGCUACUCUCCUUCGGCAAGGCGUGGGAGGAGCUGAACCCAUGUCACAAUGGGAAAGACGAUCUUUUAUCUGUGAUUUUGUGACGUUGUUCAUUGUCGUACUGUGUGCAUCAUUCAGCUUUGAUUACAACCCAUCCAGCGUUGACCAGUUCUGACCAAACCAUCCCUCUAACUAGCCAAACAUGAUCAACUGGUUAACUGUAAUGCCAUAGGGGUGGCCACACUACAUUUUAAGACCUGAAAGAAUUCGAUUUAUUGAAAGAGAAGUAUUUUUUUAGAUACAGGAUGAAUUCACAAUGUUUAAAUAUACCUUUUCGCCUGUUUCCAGUGACAACACAACCCAUCUGUUAAGCUAGCUAGCUAGCAACACUCUAGCAACCAUCUAGAGCACCUUAGUAACUGUUUAGUAACACCUAAGGAACUGAUUAGCAACUCUGCAGUGAACACUAAAAAAAUGCUACCUAGCAACAGCCUAGAAAACACCCAAAGGAUCAUGACAUCUGCAUAGAAACGCCCUACACUGUAAAAAAAAAAUAUUGAUGGUUUAACUUAAAAAAGUAAGUAACCUGGUUGCCUUAAUUUUAAGUUCA
Molecule: messenger RNA, 3635 nt
Organism: Pimephales promelas (fathead minnow)
Lineage: Eukaryota; Metazoa; Chordata; Actinopteri; Cypriniformes; Leuciscidae
Gene: ptgfrnb
Product: prostaglandin F2 receptor inhibitor b
Cellular component (GO): membrane
Source: RefSeq, a predicted model, not a curated record